AUGGAGAAGCUACUGGUUUUCAAGGAGCCAUCAACAAGCACCAGGUGCAAUUGGACGAGCCUGAAGCUCAAAAAACGACUGGUUAUAGACGGCUCAGAAGUUGUCAUUGUACAAGAGGAAUGGACUCUGGAAGCUGUGCGCAAUAGCCAAGAAUGGAAACUGCGAUUCGGGGCGGGACUCGCAUUCCCGGCCAAGGCCAUGUUCGCCGCCUCUGCCAUUGUUGCUUAUGUACAGCGAGCUUGGCUCACGGCUAGAAACAAGGCUGUUACGGUUGCUGGCCUAGAUGCAAAGUUUUCAGCAGCUCAGAGUCCGCUGAGCUUCUUUAGCGUGGACUUUUUGCGUAAAUCUAAAGCUGGAGCUAUCAUGGCCCUUCUCGUAUGGUGCAUUCCACUUGCAGCCGUCAUCACUCCUGGUACGCUCGUGGUGCCGGCUAUGUCGCACAGUAGCCUUCCAAAAUUCGAUUCUCUGCCUCUCUGUGAGGGUAUCGUGGGUUCAUAUGAUAAUGGUAAAUAUAGAGUUCCUCUGCAAAAUGUAUCAUCCCUGAAUACUGGAGAAUAUGACCAUGGCAGGCUCUGGGUCUCGGCUCGAAACAUAAUGUAUGAUUGUGUUUUAACCGACACCGAAUACAACACGCGCUUCUUCUACUCUACGUCCGAGCAAGCGCAGCGUAUUGAUCCCGAAUACAGCUUCAAGUGGACUGAAGAAGAUGUAUAUGGCAGUUAUUUCACCCUUGCCGAUGCACUUGCAAAUCUGCUCGGAGGAGCUGUGCGCGUCAUUGGAAAGGGUAUCAUGGCAUUCAAAACACACGUUACAGACACAGCCAUCUUUGGCGCUCUCAAUGCUGAGUUAACGAACAAUACUAGUUCUGGCCUUUUGCCCAAAUCACUAGCACAGGAUUCAAGAGCUUUGGCCCGGAACAAGACUGUGGGCGAGCUCAUAGAGGAGCUUUCGCGAAACAUCACGUUGAGUGUGUUCAGUCUCGAUCAGAUGCUAAUGUAUAACGACACAAUGGUUAGAAUUUCCUCCGAUGUGAAUGUCUACUCAUAUAACCGAAGAGUUCUCAUCAUCACAUAUGCCGUCGUCUUUCUGGUCACGUUGAUCGCGUUGCUCAUCGGAGGCGCUGCUUAUUUCAAAAACGGCGUCAGCCACCAAUUGUCCUUUUCAACAUUCAUGUCAACAACGAGAAACUAUCGCUUAGACGAGUUAACAGCAGGAAGCUCCAUGGGUGCCAUGCCGCUAAGGGAUUCUAUCAAGUCGACAAAACUUCAAUUUGGGUUCCUGCGAAAUGCUGAUGAAGAGGCCGACCGAGAGGAAGCAAUGCGAAGAGUGGGAUUUGGGCUCUCCGAUCAGAUUGUGCCGCUGCAAAAAGGCGUUCCUUAUUAUUAG
Messenger RNA from Trichoderma breve, 1386 nucleotides. RefSeq lists its product as uncharacterized. Bases 1 to 1386 code for a protein of 461 amino acids. The record is from RefSeq and is a predicted model, not a curated record. Lineage: Eukaryota; Fungi; Ascomycota; Sordariomycetes; Hypocreales; Hypocreaceae. The transcript is spliced from 5 exons.